Alosa sapidissima (American shad) is the source of this 723-nucleotide messenger RNA. RefSeq names its product ss18, like 2 (gene ss18l2). Gene Ontology annotation, biological process: positive regulation of transcription by RNA polymerase II. Gene Ontology annotation, molecular function: transcription coactivator activity. Gene Ontology annotation, cellular component: nucleus. The coding region runs from base 346 to 597 and encodes 83 amino acids. The transcript has 4 exons. Lineage: Eukaryota; Metazoa; Chordata; Actinopteri; Clupeiformes; Clupeidae. The record is from RefSeq and is a predicted model, not a curated record.
UGCACAUGCGCAAAAGCUUUCCCUCAUUCCCUAACCGUAAUCAAGAAGCUAGAGCAUAGAGAGCAAAUUAAAAACAGUUCUGAAGUCCAGACAUCACUUCAUUUUCAGUACCUAUUUAUUGACACACGUCUAAGCACGUUGUUACGAACAGCCUAAUUAAUGGUACAUUUUUAACUGUUCAAACUUAACUGAUAAAACGCUUGUGAAACAUUGUCCCUGUCUGUCUAGGCAGCUAACGUUGGAAGUUAGCCGGCUACCUGGAUAGCGAGCUAUAUACCUAUUUAACUCGUAGCGCACUCAAGCUCAGAAAACACCUACCAACGACUGGUCUGCUUGUGUUGAAAAAUGUCCGUUGUGUUCGUACCGAGAAGGCAACGUGGGAAGGCCGAAAUUAAUCAGGAAAUUAUUCAACGGUUGCUUGACGAAAACGAUCAGCUGGUGAGAUGCAUUGCGGAAUACAUGCAGAGGGGACGCGCGACAGAAUGUGUUCAGUAUCAACAGAUUUUACAUCGGAAUAUUGUGUAUCUCGGAACUAUAGCCGACGCCAGUCCUGACACCUCUCCCACCACAGAGGCUCCACAAGAAAAUGGGGAGUGACCAGCACACAAGUGACCAGUGUCCAUACAUUUGUAUGAGUUACUGUGUUGUGUUCUGCACUUUGUUUUAACUCUCUGUACUGUACAAAUAAGUGUGACAUUCUUUGUAAUAAAUGUCUAUUUUUUA